AUGCUUCCCAUGCUGGUUCACUAUUGUGAUAAUUGCUCCUACAAUACUCCUGUCGAGUACUCUUCCACUGCCUGGAUUGAAGAGCAAGCCUGCAACUACUGCGGUGUACGUUCGCUUGGAGCAGAUACCGCCGGUCAAAGCAAAGGCGCCAUGAAUUCCGCCCAGCAUGACGAGCUAGCACAGCUCUUUGCUCAAAACAUGCACGUCUCGCAUGUUCCUCAACAUCAACCUCCCGUCCAGCAAUUCGUGCAGGUUUCCGAGAAACAACCCGAGCAACCCGCUCCCAUCCACUUCAUCUCCAGCCACUACACUCAAUCCGCUCACAUCCGAGCCGAAACCCAGUCGGAGCCAUCACGGAGUCCUCCACCUCCCUACAACGAAACUUUCAUCCCCGAAGCGAUGGCCCAAAUCCUUCUCCAAAAUUCCAUAGACCCCAACGCGCUCCUUCCAAACCAAAUCGAACUCUUCCGAAACGCUGACUACGAGCAGAGACUCCGCCUCCUCGAACUCUGGCGCAUUUCCCCUCCUUCCUAUCCCCAGCGAUCUCUCCAGCCCGUCCCCACGAGCGUGGAGCGCGAGGAAGUCGAGGCCCGGGCGAGGUACGAGGAGCAGAUGCGCAUGCAGGCUCGAGCUUUCAACCGCCAUCAAGCGGAGAUGGAAGACACGCAUGUUCCCUUGCAUCAUUUGAGCAGUGCAGGGGAUGCGGAACCUUAUAUGUUAAAUGGGUAUGGUGCCGUGUCGCAGCGUGCGAUUGAUCCGGUGUAUGCUGCGGGUGGAUUGUGGCAGGCGCCGAGUUAUGCUGCCAAGGAGCAGGGGAUUGGGAUGGAGGAUCAGUAUGGGAUGUACGAGCAGAUUCGAAAUCAUGCGGAUUGGGAGCGAAUGAAUGGACAGCGAUUUGGAGGCGAUGAUGAGAUGGUUAUGUGA
This is a messenger RNA of Ramularia collo-cygni, 924 nucleotides long. RefSeq lists its product as uncharacterized. NCBI's taxonomy places the organism in Eukaryota, Fungi, Ascomycota, Dothideomycetes, Mycosphaerellales, Mycosphaerellaceae. Bases 1 to 924 code for a protein of 307 amino acids. The record is from RefSeq and is a predicted model, not a curated record. The transcript has 3 exons.